GGCCACACCUUUAAAAUGGCGGCAUAUAAAGCAAAAAGCUCUCUUUUUUAACAAAAAGAGGUAGAAUUAAUAUUAUUAUUAUUUAUUUAAUAAAGUACAAUUGUGUUAACAAAAAACAUCGAUGUUUGCCACCAGCAAUCAAAACUUUGAAAAAAUGACUAAAAUAUCGAUAUCGCCAACGCAGCUCUUCAGCAAGAGAUAAAUAUAAGCAUUGUUUGUAAACUAUUAGUGUUUAGUAGAUCAGGUGAAACAGACCAACACGGAGCCGAUACGCAAAGCAAUAAAGUUUAGCAUCAUGAGCAUUCCACUGAAGCACUUUAAAAAAGGUACGCCGAAACCAGAACUGCCCGAUGAUGGCGUCUUGCGCUUCUACUCUAUGCGCUUCUGUCCAUACUCGGAACGCGCCGCCUUGGUGCUGGCCGCCAAGAAGAUUCCCCAUCACAAGGUCUACAUUGAUCUGAACGAGAAGCCCGAAUGGUAUACGGAUUACAGCCCAUUGGGCAAAGUGCCAGCUGUUCAAUUGACCGCUGUUGCCGGUCAACCGGCGUUGGUUGAAUCGCUGGUCAUUGCCGAAUAUUUGGAUGAAGCGUAUCCAGAGCGCAAACUGCUCCCAACAGAUGCCCUGCAAAAGGCGCUGGAUAAGAUACUCAUUGAGCGACUGGCACCAGCCGUUAGCGCUGUCUACCCCGUCUUCUUUACGAACAAUCCGCCAGCGGAUGCGCUCCAGAAGUUCGAGGUAGCACUGGACGUGUUCGAGGAGGAGAUCAAGAAGCGUGGCACUCCCUACUUUGCCGGCCAGCAGAUUGGCUUGGUCGACUACAUGCUUUGGCCGUGGUUCGAGCGUUUCCCAGCACUGAAGAUUACGCUGGCCGACAAAUACGAGUUGGACAAGACUCGCUAUGCAAAGCUUUUGCAGUGGCGUGAUCUGGUGGCACAGGAUGAGGCUGUCAAGGCUGUGGCAUUGGACCCUCGCGUGCAUGCCAAGUUUAUGUUUGCACGUCACGAGGGCAAACCCAACUACGAUGUGGCCUUCGAGCCCGUAUAAACAAUCUAAAAUCUAAUUGAGAUUAUGAAUUGGAAUAAAUCUGAAAUUAAAAUCUAAAGCAAC
This is a messenger RNA of Drosophila nasuta, 1108 nucleotides long. It is a transcript of the gene GstO2, whose product is annotated as Glutathione S transferase O2. Gene Ontology annotation, biological process: glutathione metabolic process. Gene Ontology annotation, molecular function: glutathione dehydrogenase (ascorbate) activity; glutathione transferase activity. The record is from RefSeq and is a predicted model, not a curated record. Lineage: Eukaryota; Metazoa; Arthropoda; Insecta; Diptera; Drosophilidae. Gene Ontology annotation, cellular component: cytoplasm. The coding region runs from base 296 to 1045 and encodes 249 amino acids. The transcript is spliced from 2 exons.